AUGAAGCAAUCGAUCGUCAGAAAGGGGCAGUCUUUAUCGCAUCGAAGAUGGGAGAGCUUGAGUGCUCUUUGUCAGAAAUUGAUUGAUCGUCUUGAGAUGAGCGAUCGAUUGCAUCGAUGUUUUGAGAAUCCCAGUGCUCUCUGGAAAAAAAAUGAUCGAUUCCUUGAGGAAGGGCAAUUGAUCGGUUUAAAGUUUUUGGUAAAAGGAUUUGGAAAAGGUGCGGAAGCGAUAUGUGGUGAUAGGGAGGAGGAAGUAUGGUAA
Messenger RNA from Prunus armeniaca (apricot), 261 nucleotides. The record is from the annotation of a GenBank genome assembly. Lineage: Eukaryota; Viridiplantae; Streptophyta; Magnoliopsida; Rosales; Rosaceae.